Molecule: messenger RNA, 1841 nt
Organism: Eutrema salsugineum
Lineage: Eukaryota; Viridiplantae; Streptophyta; Magnoliopsida; Brassicales; Brassicaceae
Exons: 1
Coding region: 1-1791 (596 amino acids)
Source: RefSeq, a predicted model, not a curated record
AUGCAAUCAUCUAAUGAAAAAGCCAUCGAACUUUUAUGGUUUCUUCUUGUUUUGUUUGCUGUUAACCAUGUGAUCAUUUGCAUCGAAGCUGGAAGCAACUCCAAAUGGAUCAACUCCACGGCGACAAUGUCUGCGCAAACAUUCGAAUCUACAUCUCCAUUACCCGUGGAGACAACCUUCAAGUUUCCAUCUCCAUUGCCUGUUAUCCUUCCGGGUCCGGGUCAGGGAGGUGAGAGAAAUUUUGGGAAAGGAAAGAUAGAUCUGGGAGGCCUUGAGGUGAUCCAAGUCUCCAUCUCAACGACAACGUCCAAGAGAGUAUGGAGAACAUUUGAAGGAGGGCCGGAAAACAUGGGAGCCAGCAUCUUCGAACCAGUUAACCUUCCUGCUGGCUUCUUCAAGAUUGGUUUCUAUGCACAGCCCAACAACCGUAUGCUUUUCGGUUGGGUACUUGUUGCAAGAGACGUAUCUGGGAAUAGCCUGAGAGCACCCGUCGACUACAUCCAAGUCGGGAACACAAACUCCAUCAAUGUCAAGCAAGACGGGCCUGCAUAUAUUUGGCAGCCCCUGUGCCCCAAUGGGUACCAAGCGGUAGGCCUAUCUGUCACGACAUCUCCUACGAAGCCCACUUUAAGACAGGAGGAAUCUAUAAGCUGUGUUCGAUCGGAUCUGACGGAACAGAGCGAGGCCGAUAAUACAUGGGUAUGGGGGAUAAAAGAGAUGACUACUUUGUCUGGCUCGAGACCGGCUAAGAGAGGAACAGAAGCAACAGGUGUGUACACGGGGACAUUCAGCUUUCAGCAACAAAACUUUCCUCCUCCGUCUUUAUCCUGCUUGAGAAACACAAGAUUGUUUGACAGCUUGUCUAGCAUGCCAAGCGAAGAUCAGACCAGAGAUUUGUUCCGAGCCUACUCUCCCUGGAUAUAUUUUCAUCCGAGAGAGGAGUUUCUUCCUUCCUCUGUCGACUGGGUUUUCUCCAAUGGUGCCUUGUUAUACCAGAAAGGUAACGAAUCCAACCCCGUCCCUGUGAAACCAAACGGUUCAAACCUUCCGCAAGGCGGCUCCGACGAUGACUUGUACUGGUUGGACUAUCCGGCGGAUGAGGGCGCGAGGGAAAGGCUGAAGAGGGGAGACUUAGGAAACAACAAGGUGUAUCUACACGUCAAACCAAUGUUUGGAGCCACUUUCACUGACAUUGUCGUCUGGAUAUUCUGUCCUUUCAAUGGCAAUGCCCGCCUCAAGUUCUUGUUCAUAAAGAGCCUGUCGCUAGGGGAUAUCGGGGAACACAUCGGAGACUGGGAACACGUUACGUUGCGCAUCAGCAACUUCAACGGCGAGUUAUGGCGCGUCUACUUCUCGGAGCACAGUGGAGGAACUCUAGUGGAGGCAUGCGAUCUAGAGUUUCAAGGUGGAAACAAACCCGUGGCUUACUCGUCUCUUCACGGACACGCCAUGUUCUCGAGGCCAGGGGUCGUGGUGCAAGGCGGGCAAGACGGAAACAACGGCGUAAGGAACGACAUGGCAAAGAGUGACAAGUUCUUUGACGCUGGUGCUGGAUAUGAGGUGGUUGCGGGACCCGGGAUCGUGGAGCCACCGUGGCUCAACUAUUUAAGGAAAUGGGGACCAAUCGUUCGACAUGACAUUGAAAAGACCCUUGACGGCAUCGCCAAGACAUUGCCGGGACUUUUGCGUAAGAAGUUGCGAAACCUCAUCAACAAAAUUCCUCGUGAAUUGCUUCAAGGAGAGGGCCCCACAGGACCAAAAGUCAAAACGUCUUGGACCGCUGAUGAAUAGCUUUCAUUCAUUCGUAUCAUAUCUUAAUUUUGGAUCCUCCAUCGGACAGA